This is a messenger RNA of Dovyalis caffra, 2151 nucleotides long. Lineage: Eukaryota; Viridiplantae; Streptophyta; Magnoliopsida; Malpighiales; Salicaceae. The record is from the annotation of a GenBank genome assembly.
AUGCACCGGUUGGGAUCACUACUCUCUCAUAAACCUCUCUUAACCCCUUUAUCUCCUCUAUAUUCACUCACCUCAUCCUCCACUUUUAGCUACUCUCCUAAUUCCACAGAAAUCUUUUAUGACCAUCUCUUAAAAUCCUGUGUUGGGUUAUCUUCUCUCAAACAAAUACACUCAGCUCUCACAACCACUAGCCUUAUCACUAAAAGCCUUCACUUGGGUGCCCAGAUUGUCACCAAAUAUGCAAAAUUUGAUGACCUUAACAGUGGAAGAUUACUGUUCGAUAACAUUAAUGUUGCUUGUGAAAAACCCAGUUCUUUCCUUUGUAAUACUAUGAUUAGGGCCUAUGCAAAUGCUGGUCAAUGUUUUGAAACGUUAAAGUUGUAUUCUUUUAUGCGUAGAACUGACAUUUUUGUGAAUAAUUACACUUACCCAUUCGUGUUCAAAGUUUGUGCUUUGAAUUUGUUGGUUCGUGAAGGGAAAGUUGUUCAUGGAGAUGCUUUAAAAAAUGGGUUCGGUUCGGUUUUAUACGUUGAGGCUGCUUUGGUAGAUAUGUAUGCAAAAUGUGGCCUUUUUGUUGAUUGUCACAAGAUUUUCGACGAAAUGUCUAUGAAGGAUUUAGUUUGUUGGACAGCAAUGAUAACUGCUUUAGAAAAGGCUGAGAAGCCUGAGGAGGCACUCAUUUUGUUCAAAAAGAUGCAGCAAGAAGAGGGUCUUCUAGCAGAUUCGGUUGCUAUAGUGAGUGUUGCCUCUGCUGUUGGUCAAUUAGGAGAUGUUAAGAACGCUCAAUCAGUUCAUGGUUAUGCUGUUCGUAAAUCAUUGAUUGAAGAAUUAUGUGUAGGUAACUCAAUUUUAGCUAUGCAUACAAAAUGCGGGAAUAUGGAAAAGGCACGUUUGGUUUUUGAUAUGAUGGUGGAAAGAGAUGUUAUCUCAUGGAAUUCUAUGCUUUCAGGUUACACUCAAAACGGACAAGCCAGUGAAGCUCUAUUACUUUUUGAAGAGAUGCGUGAUUCGGAUUGUGAGCCUAGUCCCGUUACCGCAUUGAUCAUGGUUUCAGCUUGUGCUUAUUUGGGUUCCUGCCAUGUUGGAAGGAAAUUCCAUGAUUUUAUCAUUGAUAGCGGAAUGGAAAUUAACACAAAUCUUUCAAAUGCAUUGGUGGACAUGUAUGUUAAGUGUGGAGACUUGGAAAAGGCUGUGGAUUUGUUCAAUGGUAUUCAUCCCUGCGAACGGAAUGCUAGUUCUUGGAAUGUCUUGAUUUCGGGGUAUGGCAUGCAUGGACAUGGGAAAGAAGCAUUAGGACUCUUUUCAAGAAUGCAGGAAGAAGGUGUCGAGCCAAACCACAUCACUUUCACUUCAAUUCUUUCUGCUUGCAGCCAUGCAGGUCUGAUUGAUGAAGGUAGGAAAUGUUUUGCAGAUAUGAAAAGGCUAUCUGAGACAUUGGAGAUUAAACACUAUGCUUGCAUGGUCGAUAUGCUUGGCCGAGCCGGGUUUUUGCAGGAAGCAUUUGAUCUGAUUAAGGAAAUGCCAUCACCUCCAAGUGAUGGAGUAUGGGGUGCUCUGCUGCUAGCUUGCAAAAUCCAUGGGAACAUGGAAUUAGGGGAAAUUGCAGCUAGUAAUCUACUCCAACUUGAGCCAAACCAUACAGGAUACUAUGUGCUAAUGUCUAAUAUAUAUGCAGCAUCAAACAAAUGGCAAGAAGUUGGGAAGUUGAGGCAAGAUAUGAAGAAUAAAGGAUUAAAGAAACCUGCAGCCUUUAGUGUGAUCGAGUAUGGUAAAGAUAUUCUUGGGUUUCACACAGCUGACCAAGAAAAUCCUUACAGGCAUGAAGUUUACCAAAAGCUGGAAAGCCUAGCAAUUGAGAUGAAGAUGGCUGGGUAUGUACCAGAUCUAUCGUGUGCUCUACAUGAUGUGGAAGAGGAAGAUAAGGAGCACAUGUUAAACUAUCACAGUGAGAAGCUAGCAGUAGCUUUUGGUAUUCUGAAGAUAGACCCAGGAAUGGUAAUUCGGGUAACAAAGAAUCUUCGUGUUUGCAAUGAUUGUCACUCAGCUUUCAAGUUUAUCUCCCACAUUUAUCAACGAAAGAUCAUUGUAAGAGAUGCAAAUCGGUUCCAUCACUUUCAAGGAGGUACCUGCUCGUGUAAGGACUACUGGUGA